AUUCCGGAAUUUGACAAUCUCUAUCUGGAUAUGAAUGGAAUUAUUCAUCAAUGUUCUCACCCAAAUGAUGAAGAUGUGCACUUUCGAAUCUCUGAAGAAAAAAUUAUCGCUGAUAUUUUCCACUAUGUGGAAGUAUUAUUUCGCAUCAUCAAACCAAAGAAGGUCUUCUUCAUGGCAGUUGAUGGUGUGGCUCCAAGAGCAAAAAUGAAUCAACAACGUGGCAGACGUUUUAGAUCAGCAAAAGAAGCAGAAGAGAAAAUUAAAAAAGCAUUAGAGAAAGGAGAAAUCCUUCCAACGGAAGCCAGAUUUGACUCCAACUGUAUCACCCCAGGUACUGCUUUUAUGGCCAGGUUACAUGAGCAGCUAAAAUAUUUUAUAAACUCGAAGAUUUCAACAGAUAAAUCCUGGGAAGGUGUGGCUGUGUACCUGUCGGGUCACGAGACCCCAGGCGAGGGAGAACACAAAAUCAUGGAAUUUAUUAGAGCUGAAACAAGAAAACCUGAUCAUGAUCCCAAUACGAGACACUGUCUGUAUGGACUGGAUGCUGAUUUAAUUAUGCUUGGAUUAACAAGCCAUGAACCAAAUUUUUCCCUUUUGAGGGAAGAAGUUCGAUUUGGUGGCAGGAAAUCACAGAAAAGGAUUACUGCUGUUGAAGAAACUACGUUUCACUUAUUGCACCUGUCCCUAAUGAGAGAGUAUAUUAACUAUGAGUUUUCAUCUGUACGGGACAAGAUUUGUUUUGAAUAUGACCUUGAACGAAUAAUUGAUGACUGGAUAUUGAUGGGGUUUCUUGUUGGUAAUGAUUUUAUUCCUCAUCUACCUCAUUUACACAUCAAUCAUGAUGCACUGCCUUUGCUAUACAAGACGUACGCUGAGGUCCUACCAAGCCUUGGAGGGUAUAUUAAUGAAGGCGGAACAUUAAAUUUGGAACACUUUGAGAAGUAUCUUGUAAAACUGUCUGAGUUUGAUCGUGAGCAUUUUAGUGACGUUUUUGUGGACCUAAAGUGGUUUGAAAGUAAAGUGGGUAAAAAGUACCUAAAUGAGGCAGCAGGUAUUGCAGCAGAGGAAGCAAAACGACGUAAAAAGAAAAACAAGGUUCGUGAUGAUAUGUGUUUAGCUGUAUUGGAUGAUAGUGGAAAUGAGACAGCAGCCAGUUCAAACUGCAGGACUGAAUUCAAUCACGAAGAACUAUUGGAUGACAGCAAGGAUGAAGACAACGAGGAUGAGAAUGAUUUGUUUGAAACCGAAUUCAGGCAAUACAAGAGAGUUUAUUACAUGACGAAGAUGGGUGUAGAAGUUGUUUCUGAUGAAUUUCUCGCUCAGCAAGCAGAAUGUUAUGUUCAAGCAAUACAAUGGAUUUUGCACUAUUAUUACCAUGGUGUGCAGUCCUGGAGCUGGUACUAUCCUUUUCAUUAUGCACCUUACCUAUCUGACAUCCGUUAUAUCAGCAAGUUGAAGAUAAAGUUUGAUAUAGGGAAACCAUUCAAGCCAUUUGAGCAGCUUCUAGCUGUUCUGCCAGCAGCCAGCAAAGAUCUUCUACCUAAAUGCUACCAGUUUUUAAUGACUGAUGAAGCUUCACCAAUCAUCGAGUACUAUCCUCCAGAUUUCAAAACGGACCUUAAUGGCAAGCAACAGGAGUGGGAAGCUGUUGUUCUGAUUCCAUUUAUUGAUGAGAAACGAUUACUGGCAGCGAUGGAACCAUGUAAUAGUGAUCUUUCAGAGGAGGAAGUACAGCGCAAUAGACACAGUAAUUGUGUCAAGUUUUGGUGGGACAAAGAAAUUGCCUUCAAAUAUCCAUCACCAUGGCCAGAAAAAUUUCCAGAUGUGGAGCAAUGUCAUGCAAGACAUGAAGAGAUUCCCAUGGAUGCAUGGAAAGUAGAUCUCAGGUACGCUAAAAGGCAUGUCACUGAGAAGGGGUCUUUGUACUUCCGUGGGUUUCCAACUCUGAGACAUAUUAAGCACAAGUUCUACUUAGCGAAGAGUGGAGUUCAAAUCUUUCAACAACCAAGCCGUGGAGAAAAUAUGCUUUUGGAGUUAUUGCCCAAGGAAGAGGAAAAUGUGGAUGAUGUUGCUAAUCAGGAGCUUGGAAGGUCUGUUUAUUUGAAUUGGCCUUAUCUUGAGGAAGCUCGAGUUGUUGCUGUGUCGGAUCAAGAAAUGAAAUAUUAUUUAGAAGAACCUGCAGGUGUUCAGAAAGUAUACACUGAGAAAACUCCGCCACCUACUAAAGUAGUUUACUUUGGAGACACUGAACAAAACAUGUGGCACAAAGAAGUACAUAACAUAACUGAGUUUUACCAUAAAAGGAAAGGAAUCCUCAUCAAUGAAACGUCGGUGCUUGUGUAUGCACAGCUUCUCACUGGGCGUCGAUACGUAUUUGGCCAUAAUGGUGACGUUACCUUAGAGAAGGAAUGGUCAAAGCAAGUACUACCAUUUGCUCACCAGACCAUUGUGAGGAACCUUAAAUCAUUUGAUUCCAGUUUCUCUCACUUCAGUUCAUUGGAUGAAUUGUUUCCACCCAGAAUUAAGGUCUUCAUGAUGGGAACACCCUACUAUGGCUGCAUGGGCGAGGUUCAAGACUCUUCUGAUGUUGUGAAAGAUGGCCGAAUCCGUGUGGUUUUCACUGUUCCUUUGGAGCCACAGCUAGAUGGUAUCAUACAAAACCAGCACAAAUAUUCCACAAAAUAUAACCCUGGUUAUGUUUUGGCCAGUCGACUUGGAGUUACUGGGUAUCUUGUGUCAAGGUUAACAGGAAGUUUGUUUAUUGGGAGAGGAUCAAAGCAAAAUCCUCUUGGAGAACAGAAAAUAAAUGUGGGCCUGAAUCUGAAGUUCAAUAAGAAGAAUGAAGAAGUACCUGGUUACACAAAGAAAGUUGGGAAUGAAUGGCUAUAUUCUUCUGCAGUUGAAGAGAUUCUGAAUGAAUAUCUAGAAAGGUAA
Messenger RNA from Rhincodon typus (whale shark), 2934 nucleotides. RefSeq names its product 5'-3' exoribonuclease 1 (gene xrn1). Gene Ontology annotation, cellular component: nucleus. Gene Ontology annotation, biological process: nuclear-transcribed mRNA catabolic process; rRNA catabolic process. Lineage: Eukaryota; Metazoa; Chordata; Chondrichthyes; Orectolobiformes; Rhincodontidae. Gene Ontology annotation, molecular function: RNA binding; 5'-3' RNA exonuclease activity. The transcript has 24 exons. The record is from RefSeq and is a predicted model, not a curated record. The coding region runs from base 31 to 2934 and encodes 967 amino acids.